AUGAAUGCAGAGGACACGUUGAUCUUUGUCAACCAGGAGAACGUGUCGGUCGCCAUCACCAGCUCAGACUCGAUGGGCAACCUGGUGUAUACGCCCUUUGAUAUUGUUAUCUCUGCGUAUGAUACGGAAACUUUCACGGGUCUUGGCGAUUUGGACAGCGGCAACUACACGUUCCGCGUGACCUUUGUCAACGACAACAGCGACCAGUUUGACGGCUACUUGUUCCUGGAACCCCGCCCCACUACCUCCACCACUACCACCACCAGCACGACCACCACGUCCACCACAUCAACGACCACUACCACCACCAGCACGACCACCACCUCGACCACCUCGACCACCACCACCACUACCACACCCAUUCCUCAAACGGCUGUUGAUGUGUACCGCACGAUGGAUGAGCGUCUGUAUUGCGAGCCCGGCUGGACUCUGAAGCGCACCACUUGCUACAAGGUCGAGACUGUGCUCGAAGCCACGGCCUACCAUGCUGACUUUGCCUGCAUGGACAUGACCUACUCGGCUGUGGGCUUUUCGAUGGAGGCCACCCUCGCCACGCCAAGCACAGCUCAGGAGCUUGAGGAGGUGAGCGAGGUCAUUGCUGCCACCUCUGGUGUCAACAAGGAGCCCUUUGUUGGUCUCUUUGUCGAUCCUUUGGCCCAAGCCCGCCGCUGGACAGGCGGUGAGCUAGCUUCGGAUGUGCCCUGGUCUGCUACCCCGGGCUUUUCCCUUGCUGAAGCCUGUACCUACAUCAGCGAUGGGGUGUUGACCGCCACUCGGUGCCAAGAUCGCCGCCCCUACGUUUGCGCUGCUGCUGCCGCCGUCCGCUAUGCCUAUGAGCCCACGGAUGAGAAGCAGAGCACAAUUGCCAUCAGCAGCAGCUCUGUGAUUUCCGUGACCUCGUACCUUGAUCGUGAACAGUGCUUCCUGGGCUGUGACCUGCUUGAUGAGUGUGUGGCCGUGUACGUGGCGAUUGAUACCCAGUCAUGCAUGUACGUUGCCGAGAACGAGGGUUCGGGCUCGGACUCUGUGUUCGGCUUCCUCUACCUCAAGGGCGACCUCCUCCCCUACACGACAACCACUACCACCACCUCGACAACCUCGACAACCACUACCUCCCACCACCACCUCUACGACUUCCACCACGACAACGACCUCAACCACCACCACCUCAACCACCUCAACCACUACAACAUCCACGACAACGACCUCAACUACCACUACUUCCACAACUACCACCAGUACCACCACAACAUCCACGACAACGUCCACAACUACCACCACUUCCACAACUACCACGACCACCACCUCGACCACCUCAACCACCUCCACAUCUACAACCACGACCACGACCAUUACACAUGUGUAUGUGCAAGACUACGCGGGUGCUCGCAAUGGCAACCCGGGCCUCCGUUACCCCAACGUGUACGCCGACACGUUCAUCACUCUGUAUCCUGGCAGCCCUGAAGAGUGUGGCGUGCAGUGCGACAAGUACAACAAGUGCAUGGGCUUUGCCUAUUAUUAUGACGCGUCUGCCAACGGGCGCUGCCGUCUGCUGGACCGCCUUGAGGGCCCGGGCGUUUCCACGAAUCUGCUGAUUGAUUCUUACCGCCGCCUUGAGGUCACACCAACCGAUGUCAGCAUCUAGACAGUAAUGCAGAAGGAGCCGAGCAUUGUGCUGUGACAUGACUGGCUAGGGAAUGCUUCGCGUCCGAGAGCACCGAUGUACGACCUUGCGUGCAGGAUUGACGUGAUGAUCCCUUCUCAAGUGUCUUUAAGUACAAGUCGUCACUGCUAAUCCAUUUUGCUUGGAUAUUUCCCUUUGUGUGUGUGUGUGUGCGUAUGUGUCAAAUUUAUAUCCGCAACUUG
Molecule: messenger RNA, 1866 nt
Organism: Monosiga brevicollis MX1
Lineage: Eukaryota; Choanoflagellata; Craspedida; Salpingoecidae
Exons: 7
Coding region: 1-1464 (487 amino acids)
Source: RefSeq, a predicted model, not a curated record